Messenger RNA from Drosophila subobscura, 696 nucleotides. RefSeq names its product protein BUD31 homolog (gene l(1)10Bb). The transcript has a single exon. Gene Ontology annotation, biological process: mRNA splicing, via spliceosome. The coding region runs from base 79 to 513 and encodes 144 amino acids. Lineage: Eukaryota; Metazoa; Arthropoda; Insecta; Diptera; Drosophilidae. Gene Ontology annotation, cellular component: spliceosomal complex; nucleus. The record is from RefSeq and is a predicted model, not a curated record.
UGUCAUUCACACAUUACGGCAUCGCAUCAAAUUUUGCCACAAUAAAAAUAUUAAGAAAGAAAAUCUAUCCAUAAAAUAAUGCCGAAAGUACGCCGGAGCCGCAAGCCGCCCCCAGACGGAUGGGAGCUGAUAGAGCCCACUCUCGAGGAAAUCGAGCAGAAGAUGCGGGAGGCCGAAACAGAACCACACGAGGGAAAACGCAUUUCGGAGUCCCUGUGGCCGAUAUUCAAGAUCCACCAUCAGAAGACCCGCUACAUCUACGACCUGUUCCAUCGUCGCAAGGCCAUAAGCCGAGAGCUCUACGACUACUGUCUCAAGGAGAAGAUUGCCGAUGGCAAUCUGAUAGCAAAAUGGAAAAAGUCCGGCUACGAGAACCUCUGCUGCCUGCGAUGCAUACAGUCGCGCGACACAAACUUUGGCACAAACUGCAUCUGCCGAGUGCCCAAGUCCAAACUGGAGGAAGGACGCAUCGUGGAGUGUGUGCAUUGCGGGUGUCGUGGCUGCUCAGGCUAAGGCACAAGGUUGCCUGGGACGCGGAGUCCCUGCAUCUGCAGCGAGUGCCCAAAUUCCAGCUCGAGGAAGGACAUGCUUUUAGACAUAUGUAUUGAAAACAAUAGCCAAUAGCUACACCCACAGAGCGACACCGCUCCGCUCAGAGAGUUAAGACAUUGUAAUGUACAAAAUAAAGUAAAUUUA